Messenger RNA from Oncorhynchus kisutch (coho salmon), 5836 nucleotides. Its product is annotated as galactosylgalactosylxylosylprotein 3-beta-glucuronosyltransferase 1. The coding region runs from base 1668 to 2675 and encodes 335 amino acids. Gene Ontology annotation, biological process: carbohydrate metabolic process; chondroitin sulfate proteoglycan biosynthetic process. The record is from RefSeq and is a predicted model, not a curated record. NCBI's taxonomy places the organism in Eukaryota, Metazoa, Chordata, Actinopteri, Salmoniformes, Salmonidae. Gene Ontology annotation, molecular function: galactosylgalactosylxylosylprotein 3-beta-glucuronosyltransferase activity. Gene Ontology annotation, cellular component: Golgi membrane. The transcript has 6 exons.
GGACCUGCCUGGUGUGUUCCUUGUUCUUCAUGAUGCUCUCUGCGCUUUUAACGGACCUCUGAGACUAUCACAGUGCAGGUGCAUUUAUACGGAGACUUGAUUACACACAGGUGGAUUGUAUUUAUCAUCAUUAGUCAUUUAGGUCAACAUUGGAUCAUUCAGAGAUCCUCACUGAACUUCUGGAGAGAGUUUGCUGCACUGAAAGUAAAGGGGCUGAAUCAUUUUGCACGCCCAAUUUUUCAGUUUUUGAUUUGUUAAAGAAGUUUGAAAUAUCCAAUAAAUGUCGUUCCACUUCAUGAUUGUGUCCCACUUGUUGUUGAUUCUUCACAAAAAAAUACAGUUUUAUGUCUUUAUGUUUGAAGCCUGAAAUGUGGCAAAAGGUCGCAAAGUUCAAGGGGGCCGAAUACUUUCGCAAGGCACUGUACACUCCCUACCAAGCAUAUACACACCCGACCAUAUACUCACCCUAUCAAGCAUAUACACCCCCUACCAUAUAUACUCCCUACCAAGCAAAUACCCUCCCUACCAAAUUACCAGGUCAGAGGCUAUUUGCAUUCAUACGAUGCCUUAAUAAGACUGGGCCCCUGCUGUUCUCUCUAAAAAUAAAAUAAACAUCUUUGCAGUUCAUUUGAUCUUCCAUCACAAACGUCUAAAAAUAUACACCCAGUCGCAUCUGCAGCCGACCAAUAUUUGAGCUGCAGCCUACACAGACAACCUGGCUCAGUUUAGCGUUCCAUGGCAUUCAUUAAUUCAUUUGUCAUUCAUUCAUUCCCAUGAUUUUGGAUGAGAGAGGAUGCUAAUUGUUUCAUAACAUCACCAUCUCCAUCCACAGCACCAGACUCUUAUCAAGUGACAAGGCUGUAUGCGUUUCUCCCAGUCUCCACAUCUUAGGGAGAAAUGGAAACAACCUGUCACUGCCACAUAUACCUCCUGUAAACAGGACCCACUGGGCACAGACAUCAGUUCAAUGUUUAGUUUUGAUUUACAUUUGAUUGAGUUGUCAAGUAACCUGAAUUCAACAUGAAAUCAAUAAAAAAAUGUCACCAUGUCAUUGGAUUUAGGUUAAAAUGCCCUUUUGUUGAUGACUUUUUACAAAUCCAAUACGUUUUCCAUGUUGACUCAAUGUCAUCACAUCGAUUUUUUUGGGGUUGAAAUGACAUGGAAACAACGUUCAUUCAACCCAUUUUUGGCAAGUGGAGAAUGACGUUGAUUGGAGUUCUGUACUAUAGUCCUUUGCUGCGCCUGCUCUUGAACAGUAGUUCUGUGAUGGUUGAGACAGGGAUAUUACAUUGUGGAUGCACAUGCAGCUGAGGUAGAUUGAUUGGCAACCUUGUCAGUAAAGUUAUUGAUGCCUAGAUAGAGUUGGUCUGAAUGGCAUCCUAAUGUGACUGAUGUCAUGUCUUCCUAUAACGUGACUGACGGAUGACGUCAUGCGGUGACUAAGCCCUGGCCAGUUGUCUUCCAUCCAGGUCCCAGGGUGGUGUUUCCUGGCUGUAUGAGGAGGAGGCAUGGCUUGCUGAGAUGUCGUGGACGAUCACAUCACUCUGCUCGACGUGCUGCUGCUGCUGUGCGGGCCUGGCUCCUCCAGCUGCACCACUGCAUCACUGAUGGUGCCAUGAUCCAGCUCUAACUGUGGGUAAUGACGAGACAUAAAACCAAUCCUGGAGAUGCCGAAGAGAAGAGACAUUCUUGCCAUCGUGUUGAUAGUGUUACCGUGGACUCUGCUCAUCACCGUUUGGCACCAAAGUGCAAUCGCUCCGCUGCUCUCCAUCCGCAAGGAUGACGGAGCCGAUGGAGGACGGAGGGACGUGGGCCAGGCCAGCGACUCUAAGGAGUACUGCUCCUCUGAUAAGGACAUAGUGGAGGUGGUGAGGACGGAGUACGUGUACACACGGCCGCCACCAUGGUCCGACGUGCUGCCCACCAUCCACAUCAUCACCCCAACCUACAGCCGCCCGGUCCAGAAAGCAGAGCUGACGCGGCUGGCCAACACCUUCCUCCACGUGGCCAACCUGCACUGGAUCCUGGUGGAGGACUCUCAGAGAAGGACCCCGCUGGUCACACGCAUGCUCAGGGAAACGGGCCUCAACUACACCCACUUGAACGUGGAGACUCCCAGGAACUAUAAGCUGCGUGGGGACACGCGGGACCCCAGGAUCCCCCGGGGCACCAUGCAGAGGAACCUGGCGCUGCGCUGGCUCAGAGAGACCUUCAAUUCCAACAGCAGCCAGGCGGGCAUUGUCUACUUCGCUGAUGACGACAACACUUAUAGCCUGGAGCUAUUUGAGGAGAUGAGGUCAACAAGGAAGGUAUCUGUAUGGCCCGUGGCCUUCGUUGGUGGUCUGCGCUACGAGUCGCCCAAGGUCAACGCAGCGGGCAAGGUGUACGGCUGGAAGACUGUAUUCGACCCUCACCGGCCCUUUGCCAUCGACAUGGCAGGCUUCGCCAUAAACCUGCGGCUCAUCCUCUUCAAGCCCCAGGCCUACUUCAAGCUGCGGGGAGUGAAGGGAGGCUACCAGGAGAGCAGCCUGCUCCGAGAGCUGGUCACACUCAAUGACCUGGAGCCCAAAGCUGCUAAUUGCACUAAGAUUCUCGUUUGGCACACUAGGACAGAAAAACCUGUCCUUGUAAAUGAGGGGAAAAAAGGAUUUACAGACCCCAACGUGGAGAUUUGACGUUGUCUCCUCGGGCAGUGGUGGUUGUCUAAUAUGGACCAUGAGAAGAAAAAGAGGCCAUCUCCCAGUGCAAACAGUGUUCAUGUCUUAAUCAUCUCAGAAAAGACUGCCUCGGGAGCAAAAUCCUAAUCCCCUUGACUGAGACUAAACACUUUUAAUAUUGAGAUUAAAACAGUACAAAUGUAUCAUAUUAAAGCACAGAUUAGUUCAAGAUGGCAAUAUUUAUCAGGUUAAUUGUUGCUAGCAGCACCAACAUCAAGCAGACGGUGAGACCUGAGUCAUUAAGGAUCAACGGGAGAUGCUUUCGGAACCUGCAUGGUACCAUACUGCGUCUGUAGUGUCCUAACACGAGACAGCACAACACAAACAUUGCAGGGAGAGAGGGAGUUAGGCAGCCAAUGAGAUGGAACAUUACUGGCCUGAACAGGCUAAUGAGAUUUCCAUUGUCUUUCCCUCUAUAGACGUGGAUCUACAGGGCAGGGGAUGAGAUCCUGAGAUCUUAGUAGGGUCUGUAAGAGACUGGAGGAUCUGAUUGAACACUGAGCCCCUGGACACCUUUAAUAGACAUGUACUGAAAUGUCCUCCACGUCUUCAGACCGAACAAUAAUGGAGAAUCCGAACAAGUCAUCUCUCAGAAGAUCAAUUCUACUUUCAGCAAACACUGAAAUUUCAAAAGGGAAGGAAUGUCCUUUUUGUAUAACUAAAACUGUCUGCUUUUAUUUAAUUUGUUUGUUUUUGGUGUUUAAAUACAUUUUCUUGCUAGUUCAAUACUAUUGACUUGACUCUUGCCUCCAUUUUGAAAGCUAAAGAUGUGGCACCAUCCAUUUUCAGUGUCAUUCUCAGACAUGUAAUUCAGUGUGUACUGAAGCUAUUCACUUGAAAUAACUGACAUCAAGAUGGGCUCCUAAUGCCUGGGAGGCACACAAUAUUACAGGUCAACGUCCCAAAACUUAAUUUAACACUUAAAAGCACCAGUGACUGUGUUCCUAAGUGGCAACACGUGUACAUACUAAUUUAACACAGGAACAAUUAGAGGACUCAUUGUAAGGUCCUCUUAGAUCAAAUGUAACAACUGUAUUUAUAUCAAUGUAAAAAUCUAAACUAAGAAUUGACUUAGGCAUUGCCAAUAACACCUCACUGUAUGACAACUGGCAUAGCACAUGUUCUCUCCUGUUUUUCCAUCACAUGACAUGGACAGUAUAACGGCACAUCACCAAGUUGGGUUAAACCUAACGUAACCAUGUUACAGUAUUCACAUUACCCAAUGAUGAGCACUUUGGCAGAUGGCCAUAUAGUAUGCUGGUUUAUAAAACCACAGUAGCUAACUAAUAGAGUAGGACAAAAUGAAGCAAUUGACAUUAUCCAAGCUAAAGGCACUGACAGUACAAGUCGAGAUAUACAGUAAAAUCUGCAUAAAUAUCCAGGUUCACAGUGCGUAUUGCCUACGUAAGUUAGAUAUUUGUGCUACAUCUAUAAGCCCAGUGCAGUGUAGAAAUGUUGCUGAAUACUUAACCUCCGUUUCAUCAGAGGUAGACAGAAUCAUGCUAAAAUGUUUCCAAAAAACAUCCGUCAUUCAUUAAUGGGUCUAUGAACUGUAGGCGAUUAAGAAGACAAAUCAAAUAUAAAAAAACAUGAAAACUAGAAGAAGAUCCUCUGCUUUGGACAACUACUAGCAAGAUACCUCAUGCUAGAACCCCGGUCUGCAACACCAUUCUAUCCAUGAAUUCUCGAUCCUAGUUUCUUGCCCUGACAAAACUGUACCAUAUACGGGUUGAAGUUAGGUUUGUGACAAUUCUUGGCAAUAGCAGGCAAAACUUAAUGACAAGCACAAUUGAAUUUAAUCAUGCUCAGCUACACCUUCAGCUACAGUAUUAAGAUUUCAUGUCCAUUUCAAUUUCUUCAUUGAUCCUUCAGUUAUACCUGAAAUGUAGGGGAAAACACUAAUGGCAAACUAUGAAAAAGGAAUAUUAAUGACCAGGAUAGUUACGGCCUAUUAACUUAUCCAAAGUAGUAUGAGAUCAGAUACGCUUUUCCCAUCAGGUACUGUUCCCCAAUCAGAUAUGGCUCCCCACAAAAAUAUGCUCCCCCAUCAGGUCAAGUGGACAUACCAACAUGGAAUUUCUGAUCAUUUCUAUUCAAUAGUAUUGUUUCAUUAAGGAAGUCAAACCGAAUGUUUUGAGAUCAAACAAUGUGCGUGGCUGUUAACGUUCAUGUUGACCUCAUCUUUAGGCUUUGGAUUGCACAGCAGUACCAUGAAGAUCAUUAGGAAAUAAUCAAUGUCUUCUGAUCUGUUUCCAUUCUCCAAAAUGUGAAGUGAAGUCUGUCUAUUUAUGUGAAAAUCUAAAUUAAUAUAUUUAUUUAUGUAUUUAUUUGAAGUAUGAAUGUCCUCUUGUCAAAUUGAAUUAUAAUUGAACAUUUCUUUGUCCAUGUUUGCCCCCACCCUCUUUUCUCAUCGCUGCCUCUCAGCCACUGAGGUUCAGAAACCACACACAGACAAGCUCGUGGGCAACACCAAACAACUGAGACACAACAUUUCAUUAUUUACCAUUAAUUCUGUAUUGCUCUGACUUCAAUUGCCAUCAAUAGCCUUCAUUUUCAAUAACUUUCUUAGAAUUGAUUGUGUUCAUUCAUGUUCGUGUGAUUUUAGGAAAAAUGUUUGGGCCUGUCUAGAGAGCCCAGCAGAGAUGAACCCAGAAAACACUAAGACAUGAGUUAUACAUAAUGAAAGUGCAAUUUCAUAUUUAAUGGAGCUUGCGCCUACACUGUUGUAAUCACAUGAAUAAUCAUAAGUUAGCUGUAGUACUCUGACGGUACAAAACUCAAACUUCUCCUUCCAUUUCUGGCUUUCUCACACUCACAGUUCGAUCAACGAGCGAUACUGUUCUGACCAUCAGAAACGGCUUUAAUGUAAUGGAACAGCCUUAUCCAGUGUUUAGCUUCGUAGUGGUACAUACAUAAUGUAACAAAGGUGAUGGCUCAUACUAGGGCAAAUCACUAUUUCCUCCCCUUCCUUUACCUACUUUGAUCCACAGUCAUCUUCCAUCCUUGUGUGAAUCACUUCUUCUGCAUGUAACUCUAAAGGUUGUUCAUUUCUCCUCAAGACUCCAUCUCAGAGAUACCAUAUGGCAUUUAUCAAGAAAAAUAAACAACUGAAAAGUGAA